Molecule: messenger RNA, 543 nt
Organism: Angiostrongylus costaricensis
Lineage: Eukaryota; Metazoa; Nematoda; Chromadorea; Rhabditida; Metastrongylidae
Source: the annotation of a GenBank genome assembly
AUGAAGUGGGGUGGCGUGUGCACUGUAUGGGCGUGGAAAGUGCUGGAAUGGCGCUCAAUCGAUGCGCUUAGUGAUCGAGAACUUCACACGUAUGACUGCCAUCAUUAUGUGUUUAUACGUCAGUAUGAUGGCGAUUGUGGUGAAGAAAUCGACAUGUUGCUCUACGGACUGAAAACAGCGUUUAUGAAGAGGCCACCAACAGAAGAUUAUGAAUGCACGCCGGUUUGUGAAAAGGAGUCUCAUUUCGCAGCAAAGCCUCAAUUAUAUCGGUUGUCGCGAAACCUCGCCAUCUUCACCCAUGAAGGCUCUAGAAAUGGAUAUUCGCAACCUAAUCAUUUCGUAGAGCAAACAGAAGAUGAUUUCGAAAAGGUUUCUGGCAGCGAGCAAGAUUUGAGGGAGGAAUGGGAGAAUGCGAAAAUCUACUAUUUUGUCGUCGAGAAAGUUAUGGAGUUUGACAGCCUUCCUUUCAUUUGGCUAAGAAAGCUUGUAAUUGCUAGUAGAGGCUGUCUCCAUACCAUUAAGGGCAACACGUUUCAUGCUUGA